GGAAAUGCCUGUCCAAUUGGGUAAGUCCUUUUAAUGGAUACGUUGGAAUAGGGUUUAAAGAAAUUGAACAACUGAAAUUUGAUGCCUGAAACACCCAGCCAUCCGUACCGCAGGUCAUGUGACGCGUCACGUGAAUAACAAAAAUAAUUUUUUUUUUUUUUCACUUCUUUUGGUCUUUCAUCUUUUCAUUUCCACAGUUUUGACCCCACAGACAAUGUCGGUGCAUAAUGAAAGAUCAGAGUCUCCGGACACCAUGUCGUACCAGGACCAGAUCUCCAAUAUCAGCAACUCAAACAUCGACUAUAAGACGUUUUCCAAACACUUGCCCAACCAAAAUGAUAACCUUAAAUUACCCGGAGGUGAUAUAACCAGAGACUUAUACCAGCAACUUGAUUCUCCUCCAAUUAGAAGAACACGGAGUUCGUCAUUCAGCACGUACCUCAGUCACUCGAGAAGAGAGUCCACUGCUUCGGAUAUCAACAUCCCAGGAGGGUUCAGAAGAGAAUUCUUGAUUAAUAAAUCAGUGCAACAGAAUCAAAAACCACCGAAUUUUUUAACUAAUAACUUUAUUGAAUUUUUAAGCAUAUACGGACACUUUGCCGGGGAAGAUUUUUCCGAUGAUGAAAAUUAUGAAUUUGAAGAAGUAUUCGACGAAGAAAGCCCUCUUUUAAGAAAUCAUAACCAACCACAACAGACCCCACCAACGGCAUCAACUUUGAAAACCUUCUUUUUGGUUUUCAAAAGUCUUGUUGGUUCAGGAGUGUUAUUUUUACCGAGAGCGUUUUUAAAUGGAGGGUUACUUUUUUCAAUAAUUACCUUGAUUAGUUUUGGGUUUUUAACCUUUUUAUGUUAUUUAACUUUAAUCAAAUCAAAAAGAAUCCUUGGAUUUAACUCCUUUGGUGAAUUGGGGUUUAACACUUAUGGUAAACCUUUGAAAAUUUGUAUUUUAAUUUCAAUUCUUAUUUCCCAAAUUGGGUUUGUUGCCACUUAUAUCUUAUUCACCGCUUCAAAUAUAACUAGUUUUUUAUCAAACUUAUUCAAUUAUAAUAUUAAUACUGCAAACGUUGUUUUACUUCAGUGUUUUUUAUUGAUCCCCCUUGUUCUAAUAAGAAAUUUAACUAAAUUGUCUUUAACUUCAUUAAUCAGUUCCAUAUUCAUCUUAAUUGGUUUAAUCAUCAUUUUCUAUUUCUCCGGACUACAAUUACUUGAAAAUGGUUUGGGUCCCAACAUUGUUAAUUUCAAUUCAAAAUCCUGGUCAAUGCUUAUUGGGGUCGCAGUAACCUCAUUCGAAGGUAUUGGUCUAAUACUACCAAUUGAAUCUUCAAUGGCCAACCCUGAGAAAUUCCCCUUUGUAUUGCUGAUUAGUAUGCUAUUCAUCACUUCUUUAUUCGUGGCUAUUGGUGUCAUUGGUUAUACUGCAUUUGGGGAAAACGUUAAAUCAAUCAUCAUUUUAAACUUACCCCAAUCAAACUUUUCAGUUCAAUCAAUUUUAAUUCUUUAUUCUCUAGCAGUUUUCUUAACGGCCCCUCUUCAAUUAUUCCCAGCCAUUAAAAUAGGUGAAUCAAUCCUCUUCAAUAAUUCAAAAACUGAAAAUAAUGGUAAACUUUAUCAUAAUUCAGGUAAGUACAACCCCAAAGUUAAAUGGUUGAAAAAUAUCUUUAGAUCAAUUGUCGUUAUACUUAUUUGUACCAUUGCUUACUUGAAUUCAAAUAACAUCGAUAAAUUUGUCAGUUUAAAUGGUUGUUUUGCUUGUAUCCCCCUAGUUUACAUUUAUCCUCCUUUGAUUCAUCUAAAAACUUAUAAAGUGAAAGCCCAAAAUGACUUACAAGGUAAGCUCUUCAAAGUAUUUGACUACAUCCUCAUCCUAGUAGGUAUCCUAGCAGUGGUUUAUACCACUUAUCAAAUUCUAUUCAAUAACUAAAUAUUCGCAUCAUUGAUUCCCGUAUACUUCUUGCCCCUUCUGUGAUCUCCGAUUCCUUCUUACAUCGUUGAUUCGCUCAUUUUGAUUCUCAUUCUGAAUCUCAUUGUUCUUUUUACGUUCUCUUACAUUUCUAGUGCUUUAUCAAUAACUAUGACUAACAUCG
Messenger RNA from Hyphopichia burtonii NRRL Y-1933, 2084 nucleotides. RefSeq lists its product as uncharacterized. Gene Ontology annotation, biological process: amino acid transmembrane transport. The transcript has a single exon. Lineage: Eukaryota; Fungi; Ascomycota; Pichiomycetes; Serinales; Debaryomycetaceae. The record is from RefSeq and is a predicted model, not a curated record. Gene Ontology annotation, molecular function: amino acid transmembrane transporter activity. The coding region runs from base 215 to 1921 and encodes 568 amino acids.